Molecule: messenger RNA, 6609 nt
Organism: Anopheles darlingi
Lineage: Eukaryota; Metazoa; Arthropoda; Insecta; Diptera; Culicidae
Exons: 5
Coding region: 131-6421 (2096 amino acids)
Cellular component (GO): cytoplasm
Source: RefSeq, a predicted model, not a curated record
CAAAGUUCGUUUUCGUGAUUCGUUUUUGAUUUUUUGUUUUUCCUCGUCAAUUUUGUGUUUCUAGUGCAAAAUUGCUUCAUCAUUGGUCUCGGAGACAGAAUCGAGGUUGCGGAUCUAGUUUCCCUCCGAGAUGGCCCCCGGUGGAGAUGGCCCGGUGCCGCCGGAGAAGAGUAUCGUGCUGAAAGGCUGGGAAAAACUGGAAGAUGACGUCAUCAUCAAGGAGGUGGCCACAAAGGGCAAGCACGUAAACCUCUGCAUCCAGUUUCUGGCCGACCGGAACGAGCUGUCGGUACGCGAGGCCAAAAACUACUUCCUACAAAAGGUGAACGCGUACGUGUAUCGAUUACUGUCGAACCGGCAGCUCUUUAAGGCGCACCACAUUCUCAAGAACAUCGAUCGUGUGCCCAAGUACGUGUUCUAUCAGAUCGCCACCGAAACGCCCGAUCACGGGCUGCGGGAGUACAUUCAGGAGCACCUAGCGCGCACCGUCGAACAGUACGAGCAGGGUGAAAAGGAACGGAUCGCGGCCAACUGGCGCGUGUACACCCAGCUGAAGGCGAACGUGCGCCAGAUGGCGGACGUGCUGAACGAGGUAGCCAAUGGCUACAGUGUGCUCGAGAUCGAAACGAUGUCCUUCAACACGUUCUGCAUGAAGGAGGAUCUCUACCGCAACACCGUGGCCGUCGAUUUGUUCUUCAAAAAUCAAGAAACCGAAAUCUCCCCCAUCCUUGAUCGCUACAGCGUCUGGAGCUACCUGUUGAAAAAUAACAUCGCCAAUCUCGUAAAGAUCUGGAUCCAGCUAAACAGCUGUCUACGCGAUUGCUUAAGCGAAGGGAUCGAUCCAACGCCACACAUCCUGCGCAUUAAAAUUGACAUCUACGAUGAUCCGCGCUUCAACGAACGGUUACGGCAACUAUUCCAGCGCUGGGAGAUCGACGAGUUCAUGCUAUCGCAGCUUUCGCACCACCGCACGUUGGCACGGAACGAAAUCCUUCUAAACGAGCUAGCUCGUCUGGGAAAAUUUCUCGAUCCCGAGCGCUCCAAUGCGGUCGCCAUCAUGCGCCGCCUCUUCACGACAGAAACCUUCGCCCGGAACCGUGAGCUGGCUGAGGCACGCUGGUUUCGCGAACAGAUCACCCGUCAGUUUGUGGAAAAUCGGUUCUUCACCCUGCUCGAUCUACCGAUCGUAAGCCGGGAGGUGUUGGAGAAACUGGUGCAAGACACGGCCACAACGGAGGGCGGACAGGUGAAUCGAACGGAGGUGAAUCUGUUUCUGGAACUCCAGAAGCUGAAACAACAGCCUCCGAUCGGUGAAGCGGAACUAUUGGCCGUAUCGCGUACCUGCUCCCAGUACAUUCUGCAGCAUAAUCGAAGUUUUUACGAGGAGAAUCCGAUCGUAUACUUUUUCGAAUAUGGUCUCGAUACGGCGAAUGAUCGCUUUCCGCAAGAGGACGAUCCAAUACUGAGUAAACUGCCACAUUUGAGCAAUUUCAUAGCCCGAUACAAGCAUGCAAACGAAACUGCGGAAAAGACUACGGAGACACCUAGGGUGCUAAUGGGAAAGCUACUGGCGAUCGCCGGCAUUCCCGAUCCGUCCACCAUACAGUCCCACCUCUUCAGCCAGUCCUGUGAAGAUGAGGAUGAGCGAGCGUUGCGAUCGGAGUUACUACAGCAGCAUGGUAACAUUCCACAUUUUAACCAUCCGUUGCUAAUCGAAAAGUAUGGACAGCCGGUACGGUUGCGCUAUCUACACUACAUCCGACUGGGGCGUGCCUGCUACGCCGUACACGAGUUCUACCGGGAGCAGCUGAAACACUACUCGCAAAUCUCGGUCCGCCAGAUUAAUGGAGCUGCACAGGCAGUUGCCCAACUUGCCAUCGAACGGUACUGGGACCGGGAGCUCGUACCACACGCGAUCGCCUUUAUGGAGAUGGUCGGCGUGAGCACCGUUCCGACCCGGGCCUAUCUUCGCUGUUUGGCACUCGUUCACGGUGAAUGCGACCGAUCCGUACAGCAGCAGCACCAGCAGCUCUCCGUGGCUACCCUACUGCAGCGCUGUGAGGCAGCGAUCGCUAGCAAAUCGCUUAAAGAUCGCGAUCUCCUUGUCGAUCUCGAAGCCAUGACGAUCGUGGCGAAGGUCAACGGACUACCGUAUCCCGAACAGUAUCUACGCGAUCAGUUACUUGCGGUGAACGAUUGGUAUCGCUUUUUGCUGCUGGUUGAUUAUCUCGGCUAUCCGCAGCAGCAGAUCAUCGAGCUAUGUCGGACCGGUUUUCGGGACGAGCAGAUCGGCGCAAAUCUAAUGACGGCGCUUCUCCAUCAACCAAAGGCCGUUCUGGUGGAAGAUAACCGUAGCGUUGAAGUAUCAACUAUCCCAAAACGACGCUCCAGUUUAACACCACGACAUCGAAGACGUAGGGGAAGCAGUACAACUGCCGAAUCGAGCGGUCACUCGAGCGUUUCGAGCGAGAGCGAUGCGAUUUCCACCCGGAGCGCUACCGGCGCGCUUGUUUCGUCCAGUUCCGUUCCCACCAGCACCCCACCGGUCUCGGUGUCCGCCAGCACUGACACCACGGCGCCACCAGCGUACGAAGCGGCCCGCUUCCUAUCGGAACGUUACGAUACGGAUCUCGUUUCCAUGGUUUUGCUUUGCUCGAACGAAGCGAACCCUUACUACCCGGCACCUGGAACAUUAUCGGAGGUGACACACUCGUUCGAUUACGGAGCCUUCACGCAACUCACGCUAACGGCCAGCGGACAAACGACAAAUCGUCAAGCGGUACCACGCUAUCCACACACCUACCAGAACCUGCUCGAUCGUGCAAUACGUCGUCGGUGGCCACUGUUGGCACUGCUUGCCGGUGAAGUAUGUCCCCCGGAUAGCGAUGGACGACGGUAUUGCUGGAUCGUCUGGGUAAUGCUGGCUGGUGAUUAUCCCUUCCGAGAGCGCUUGGCAUCUCGCCCGGACGAGGCUGCAUUCGUGUGCGGACUACUAGAGCAUCUCGUGCGUACCGAUCGCAUCUGCACGCUAGCCAGCUCACUGGCCGUCUUCUAUCCCGGGUCUAACUGGCACCAUCUAGCGGCCUACCUUUCGGUAACACGUGACGUACUGUUCGAUGUGGAUCGGGCAACGCAGCUACUGAUCAACUUUCUGGCCACCACCACCGGGGACGAGUGUUUCCUGUUGCGCCAACCCAAGUACGAAGUGUUCAACUUUUGCGCUCGAUUGCUCACGCUGCACCUGUGUAACCGGAGUUCGGUGCACCACCAGCAGCUGCUGCUAGAAUCGUACGUUCGCAGCGAUAUCCGCUGCUUCCUGACGGCCGGACUGGACUUUGAACGGAUGCUGCGUGUCUGUGCGAUCGUCCGGCACUGUGACGUAGCGGGCGAGGUGUUACACUUUUUCGAGCGUUCCUGUGAUGCGGCGUCCGGUGGUGAUGCCACAGAACUCUACGAAACGCUCUGCGAACGUCUCGUUGCACGUAAAUGCCAUGAAGCGGCGAUCGCUGUGGCCGAUGAGGCCGGACUCCCGAAAGAAAGUAUUAUUUUUGAGCACUGGGUAAGCUACUUUGAGACGAACGGAACGGUCGGGAAGUUCGAUCGGUACCGGAUCGAUAGCGAGCGGUACGGGUUGCGCCCAGAGCUUCGCAUCAACUUCUUCAUUCAUAUCGCCAACCGGCUCGAGUAUGGAGAUCCGGCUCGCUAUCAGCUUCUCAAGCGAGCGCUCGAGCUAAUCCGUGAGUUCAAUCUCUAUCCAAGCGAAAGCUUCGAUCGCGAUCGUGUAGAAUACGAGCUGGCGCUUAGCUACGUACGCUGCAGUGAUGCAAUGGCAGAAGAACUCGAGCUGUACUGUUCACAUUACUGGACAACGGCCAGCCAACGACAGCCCAGGGAGGGAGCGGCUCCCGUACUGUACCACACCUUUCUCGAGCUGAAGGAAGUGGCCGGUAUCGAUGAUUUGACGCUCGCCAACGUACCGCUGACAGUGCCGGAAGAAAAACGACGGUUGGAUGCACUCAUCAAUCGAUUGUUGGAUCGCGGAGACAUUGUCCAGGCCCUGCGCUAUCAGGCCAUCUUCGAGCAGCGUCCCGUUGAUCUACACUUUGUCGUCUUCUGUAUGGCACUGGCGGAGGGUCUGGUCAGUCUGUACAACCUUUCGAAGGAAGAGCGGAUGCUGCUGAAUGAGGACAGCGUUCGAUCGUCGGGCCGUUUCCAGAGGCGCACUUUACGUAUCAGCCUUGUUAGCCAAAGUUCCGGCAUGGGACGGUACGAUGGUUCUCCGAUGAAAAAUAGUGGCGGUGGUCAGCUCGACACAUCCGAUGCCAGCACCACGGCAGCGUCUGAUUUCGAGGAAGUACCGUCUCGUGAACGACAGGAUAUCUUCGAAGCGAUCAGUGGUCUCGGUAAUCGCAUAACGCACGGGCAGGAUUUGGCGUGCCGCGUGAUACUGACGUACCGCGCAGCCAUGUAUCUCGAUCGCGAGUACAACGAACUGCUGAAGCUGCGUGAUCCGCUCGCCUUUCUACCCGAGAUCGUGCACGAGGACUGCGUCCACAAGCUGGAGGUGAUCAGUGAUAUCGUGACGGCCACGGGCAUGACCGUUGAAAGUUUCACCAACUUUCUGGCUUCCGAAAUCGUGUCGGCCGUGGUGCGCUCCAAGUUCUAUCUGUUCCAACAGCAGCAGCACCAAUCCGCUACAGCGGGUAACGAAGAGUUGCUGUGGGGUUACAACAUCGAUCGUGAGUUCCAUCUGUUUCUCGAGCUUGCCCCAAAUACGACGGCCCUCGGCAAUGCGCUGCUGCGGUACUGCGAUGCCUUACGGUUGUACCGGAAGCGUGAACGGCAGGAGGGAGGAUCUGCGAGCGCCAACGUUCAGGAUGCGCUGGAAUCACUGGAUACUCUAAUCGUGCAGACGGAAGCGAGUGACGCCGGUGGUAAUGAUAGCGAUCUGCUCGAACGGCUCGAUACUAUCCUUCAGCAGCAGGUGUUGUCACUGAAAAAGCAAAAUACGAUCAUCGUAGCACUGCUGGUGAAGGCUCACGAUUGUUUCGUUCACGAGUGCUCGAUGGAGGGCAUCAUGGAGGUGCUGGCAUGCUGCAAACAGCUAACCCAAGCGUUGACGGCGGCCAAAUCAUGGAACCUGAUCGUUCGGCUACUCGUCGGCAUCGGACGUUAUCGGGACAUGUGCUAUUGCUUUGAGACGUUGAUCAAGAACGAACAGUUCGAAUCGCUGCUCGGUCAGUUCGAUGAUCGUGCUGCCAGUGGCCGCCGUCUGCAGACCGCUAUCAUUGCCUACCUGAACGAGCACUGCCCCGAGCGCAAAGAUUACUUCCGACUGGCGGCCCUUCACUUCCGAAUGUACAAAGAGAUCGCCGAACUGUGGGAAACGGAGGCACGCGCUACGAUCGAAGCCAUCGUGGCGACAUACGGACAGCGCCGCCUGGUGUCCCGCAAGGAAACGGUCUGCCAGCAGCGUCUGCAGACGACGGCCAUGCUUCUAACGGAGCUGACAAGUGCCAUGGACGCGUACACACAUGCCACCGACAACUAUCUGCUGGACAAUAAUCUAACGCUCGCCCAGCGAGCCGCCUCGAAUGCCGAGCUAGUAGCGCUACAGAUCUUCUUCGUUCGUCAAUCACUCGGUACGGAAAAGGGUGGCGGCGGUGCAAGCAUGUCGUCGCCUGCCAGUUCCACCAAUCCUAGUCCCAGUCGAGCCAGUACUGCUGGUGGCUCCAGCACCGGUUCAUCGGCCUCUCAAGAGCCCAGCAACACGUGCCUCUCGGUACUGAACAUUCGCUCUAAUGACGAGGGCACCAGUGGUGGUGGCGUUGCCUCUUCCGGUGCAUUGCUGUACUACAUCAACUUCCUGCUCACGGUCCCGCAAGCACUGAUCGUGGGGCGGGCUUACGGUGUCGAGAUUAACUGGCCGUUCGCUAUCUAUCAGCACUACGUGAUCGAUGGACAGCGGGGCUACCUGGAGGACUAUCUCAAUCGGCUUCCACUGACGGACGCCAUCAUCGAGACGUUGGUCAAGAUGUUCCAGCUCGAGCCACAUAUAACGCCCGCGAUGGAGCAAGCGAUCGGCACGUUCAUUGAGCGGAUUCAAUCCGUAACGCUCAAAUACCGCCUAGCAUCGUUGCUCGGUCUAAAGCAAACCAUUCACGCGCUCAUCAAUGGAACGGCCGUUUACUAUCUAAAGGACACGAACUACGGCAAGAACGAUGUGGAUCCUUGCGGUGGUGGUGGCGGUGGCGGUGGCGCUUCUGGGAGUGCAAGUGGAAGUUCAACUGGCACAGGAAGCGGUACACCGGGAGGAAGUAUGGCCGGUUCUGUGAUCGGAGCUGGUGUGAUGAGCACCAGCGUGCGCAGUAUCAGUAGUAGUACCAAUACGACAACCACAAGCACAGCCACGAGUGCGUGAUGCUGGCGGUGAUGGAGAGCGAUCUCCGCAAGCAUUGAAUCCAAGACACAUCUAAAAGCGAAACAUGGCCACCAAGUGAUAUUGCAAAUAAGCGCGAAUGACUUUCAAAAGGCUGCCUUAGAAUUAUAUCGUAUUUGUUGUAUCUUGUUCUUAAUCAAGCAAUAAACUGUUUUGUAGUUUUCAUCAAA